Molecule: messenger RNA, 1305 nt
Organism: Metarhizium brunneum ARSEF 3297
Lineage: Eukaryota; Fungi; Ascomycota; Sordariomycetes; Hypocreales; Clavicipitaceae
Cellular component (GO): membrane
Molecular function (GO): glycosyltransferase activity
Source: RefSeq, a predicted model, not a curated record
AUGGCCCUCGUGGUGCUGACGGUGCUCUUCGUCGCCCUGCCCCCGGACUCGCCUGCCGUGCUGGCGGUGGUGUUCAACUCGGCGCGUCUUGGGUCGGCGCUGCGGCCGGGCAAUAGGGAUGCGUGGCUUCGCGAGCGAGCGCGGCAUCCGGUGCACCUGGCGAGCGAGGUGGGGUGUCUGAUCAAGACGGGGUACGGGACGAGGCACCGCGUCCGGGAGCAGCUGGCUGCGUUUGCGGUCAAGGGCGGCGUGCUGGGCGACGAGGGGAGGGAUUACCUGGUCGUGGGGGACUGGGAGGCGGCCAACGGCACCGCGGGGGGGGACUUGGGCGCGGCGGUUGUAGAUGCCGUCGGGCUGGUGAUGCGGGACGAGAGGGUGGCCGAGUUCGCGGACCAUGUGCGCUUCGGCAAGUACAGGAGCUUGAGCGCCGCGGUGGGGGCCGGCGAUGAGGUCAGGGCCGGCGAGCUGGGGGCAAAGUUUGGCUGGGAGCUCGAUGCGUUGAAGUUCAUCAUGGGCAUGGAACUAUCGUACAAGAGGAUGCCGCACAAGAAGUGGUACCUUAUCCUGGAUGACGACACAUUCGUGGUCAAGGAGUCCCUGGAGCUGCUGCUCAGUCACUUGGACCCUUCGAAACCGCAGUAUGUGGGCAACGCGGUGGGCGAUUACAGGGCGCGAUUUGCUCACGGCGGAUCAGCCGUCAUUAUCUCCGGCGAGGCCAUGAGGAUACUCUUUAACAGGCCAGACAUCGUGCGAGAAGCCUACGUUCGCUCGUUGGACGAGACGUGGGGUGAUAGACUGGUGGCAACGACGCUACAGAGGAUUGGCGUUUACAUCGACGAGCGGUACAGUCACUAUUUUAACGGGGAGGCACCUGACAUGACAAGGAUUCGGGAAGAUCGUGUCUGCUCGCCCAUUGUUUCUUUCCACGGGCUCCGGAAACCUGGUGCCAUGGUCCAUGCGGGCACGACAUUGGGCAGGAUGAGAAAGCCGGUACUUUGGGGCCAGCUGUGGGAGUUGUUUGGCCAGACACCUCUGGAGUCGUUUGAAAACUCACCUCUGAGAGGGGGAGACCAUGUUGGGCCUGGUGAGGAAGAGAUCAAGGUCUGGCAAGGCAUCAAGAAGGCACAAGAUUGCCAGCGUAAGUGUAAAAGCCGGUGCCUGGCGUGGACAUAUGAUUCGCAAAGUCGCCAAUGUCGUGCGAGUCCAUGGCUCAUUGUUGGACCACGGAACAGCGCCGGCGAGGUAUCUGGGAUUAAUCUGUCGGCGGCGAAAUCUGCUUUUCGAAAAUGCUCUCCUGUAGGCUGA